Cucurbita pepo subsp. pepo (vegetable marrow) is the source of this 1213-nucleotide messenger RNA. NCBI's taxonomy places the organism in Eukaryota, Viridiplantae, Streptophyta, Magnoliopsida, Cucurbitales, Cucurbitaceae. The record is from RefSeq and is a predicted model, not a curated record.
ACAGGGAACUUGCCGGUGCGGAGAAGAGCGGCAAACAAUGGCGGGAGCUUUGAAAAGCUUUUCUCCGAUAGCUAUGAUCAAUGCCGAUACUGAACUUCUGGUUCAACUGCCUCAGAAUGAUUGCAAUUCUAGGGUUUUGGUACUCGGAGGCACCGGUCGGGUCGGAAUCUCCAUUGCCAUUGCUGUCUUCAAGUUCUGUCACGACCUUCAGAUCGUCAUUGGCGGUCGCAACAGGUGCGGCGUGCUGUGAAACGGAAAAAGGUGCUGUAAUGGUUGCGAGAGUUGGGAGAAACUCUCGAUUUGUUGAAGUCGAUGCUGAGAAUGUAAAAUCAUUGGAGGCUGCUUUGAGAGAUGUGGAUCCUGUAGUUCAUACUGCUGGGUCAUUCCAACAGACAGAGAAGUGCACCGUACUUGAAGCUUCCAUAAAUAUCCAGCCUACGUUGGUGUUUGUGAUGAUACAAACUAUUCACAGAAUGCAAAAGCUUUCAAGAAUAAAGCUAUGGAGGCAAAUAUUCCAGCUAUUACAACUGCAUUUAUCCUGGAGUGAGCAAUGUAAUGGUGGCAGAGCUAGUACGUGCUGGAGAGAUGAAAGCAGGGGUGAUCCCGAUAGGCUAAAGAGAAGUCCCUGAUAAUCAUGCAACUAAUUCUACCUGCACUGCAGGCAAUGGUGGUACUGGUCCAUCUAUAUUAGCUACUAGUUUCUUGCUGCUGGGAGAGAAGGUGGUCGCCUAUAAUAAAGAUGAGGCUACUUCAUGGAUAGCAGGUGACGAGAAGGAAAGUCGUGUAGUUUAUGUAAGAAUGUGAUUUCUCUGGGCACAAACAUGAUUUUAGAGAAUUGCUUUCAACAAUGAAAACAGAAUACACCAUUCUUUAAAAAACGAAGAGAACAAAAUCAGACCACAUAUAGUCAUCAGCAUGAAGAUCUGGAAUAGUACUUCGUCAGCCACAGAUCAAAUUCGACAUAAACGUAAAAAGAAGAGGGUACAUCGAACACACGAAAAUGUUAUGCAGAAAAUGGUAAUUACCAGAUUGUUGAAGCUCUAAACUGUAGUAGUUAUCCUUAUUCUUGUGUUAGCAUCCUGUCAGAGACUCAGCCAGCCAUUAGAUGUUGUGACACACCUGUUUACUCAUCUCUUCUCUGUCUGUACAUGGCACUGUGAACAACUUCAAACUUCCUCUGUGGAACACCUACAUUUUACUUCCUUUGUGGCAU